UCAUUUCUUUGCAAGCAAUUCAUCAAAUAUGGCUUCCAAGUUGGCCUUUCUUCUUCUUGGUCUCUUUGCUCUUUCACUCCUUAUCUGCUCGCUUGUAACAGCUAGGGACUUACCUCAUCAGUCUUCCUCUAAUCAUGCUGAAGUAGUGGAGACAAAAAAUCAUGGAGAGGUGGAUGAUGCCAAAUAUGGUUAUGGAGGUUACCCAGGUCGUGGUGGCUAUGGUGGUGGUUAUCCUGGCCAUGGUGGCUAUGGCGGUGGCUAUCCAGGCCGUGGUGGAUAUGGAGGUGGUUACCCGGGCCGUGGUGGUUAUGGAGGCGGAUAUCGAGGAGGAUAUUGCCGCUAUGGAUGCUGUGGUGGAAGGUAUGGAGGAGGCUGUAGAAGAUGCUGUUCUUAUGCUGGUGAAGCUGUGGAUGCACAGCCAAAGACUGAAGCUCAUAACUAAGACAAACCUCACCUACGUAUUAGAACUAUAAUAUGUACUGCUUUUGGUUUUGCAAAUAAAGUGUGAAUCACGUCAAAGUGUAAUGUGUGUCAUCUGCGUUAAGUAUUUCUAAUAUUUGUAUAAUAAAAUACCUCAGAGAUUGCUAUAAGCAAUCAAAAAUGGAAGAUGCCAAAGUUAUUAUGAAGUUUUCCUCCCGUCGCUAUGUAUCAUUUUCUCACCAUGAGUGAGAGCUGAAUAUUUAUAUUAACUAUAAUGAUGUCUUAUUA
This is a messenger RNA of Prosopis cineraria, 708 nucleotides long. RefSeq names its product glycine-rich cell wall structural protein-like. The record is from RefSeq and is a predicted model, not a curated record. The coding region runs from base 29 to 442 and encodes 137 amino acids. Lineage: Eukaryota; Viridiplantae; Streptophyta; Magnoliopsida; Fabales; Fabaceae. The transcript has 2 exons.